GAGUUGGGAGCAGUGAAAAACACACCAGCGCUGGGGCAGCAGAUGACCCGGCGCAGCAGCGAGGAGCACAACAGUCCUCAGUGACAAAUGAAAGGAUGGGGGGCAUCAGCAGCAGCAGCAGCUGAGUUUACACCGACCGGAUCAGGGGCCGAGGCCAGAGCACCGCUUUCUGCUCGCUCUUGGGUGACUUUUGUCGGAUUUAUUCAGCGGUCCACAACAACAUGCCAUUUGCCAAAAGAGUCGUGGAACCUCAGUUACUGUGCAGGUAUCAAAUCCCCAACGAGGAGGGUUUGGUUUUCGAGGAUCUGGUCUCCAUCAGUAAUGUGGCUCUGUCUCGGACCCUGCGGCAGCUGUCGGACCUGGCCAAACAUGCCUGCUCCAUAUUCCAGGAGCUGGAAAACGACCUCACGUCCACCAACCAGCGGGUCAGAGGGCUGCAGACUAAGAUCAGCCAACUCCAGCAGACCUGCUCCGAGCUGGACCCCAAACAGGAGGCAGUGCCGGUGUCCAACCUGGAUGUGGAGAGUAAGCUGACAGCACAUUACCAAGCUCCCUGGCACCAGCAGAGGAACGUUUUCCACCCCUCCACACGGCCAGCAUGUGUAGAAGAGCUCCACAGGCAAGCCAACUUCAACCUGUGGGUCCUGCACCGAGAUCACCAGAGGAGACGAUCAGGCAGCAGGGAACGAAGAGUCACCAUCUCCAUCUCUGCUUUGCCCCCCAUGCCCUUGUACCCCUCCCCUCAGGACGUCCAGAGAGGGGCAAAUUUAGCAACGUUCGAAUCCACCCGAUCCUCCUCCCCUACCGAAUGUUGCCGCUUCUCUCCCUGGAGCAGAAAGGCUGCGCCCUCUGACCCCGACACUGACGGGGUGGCUCUAGGUCACCGAUCUAAGUUCCCCAUCCCUAACAUCCCCUCCACCUUGGACAAGCAGACUAACUGGUCUAAAGCUCUGCCGCUGCCCACCCCAGAGGAGAGAAUGAAAUGCAGUUCCCAAGUCAUCACCUCAUGUGUCAUCCCCAUUAAUGUGACUGGGAUUGGCUUUGACAGAGAUGCUAGUGUGCGCUGCUCGCUCGUUCACUCGCAGUCUGUGCUUCAGAGGAGACGGAAGCUGAGGAGACGGAGGACGGUUGCCGGCGUUCCCAGACAGGUGCAGCAGGAUUUAGACUCUGAUGACUCUCCUGGUUCCAGAGAGCGAACAGUGAUAGUUCAUGCCAGUCCAGAUAUCACUCCUUCCAACGAGGAGCUGGCCAGCCAUCUCAGCACCAGAGACUCUGGUUGCCAGACAGAAGAGUUUUUGAUCUCAGGAGCACCGUCUCGGAGGAGGAUCAGGGCCCAGAGAGGACAGGGAGUCUCCCUCUCCCUCUCCCAUUCUGCAGGCAACAUCUCCUCACUGCCAGACAGUGCCGACGCCAUGUUCUCUGCCUCUAUUGGAGCUCGCCUGCGUUCCCGUAGUCUGCCCCGAGACGGCAGCCGGAUGUUGGACAACGGACACAAUGACAGCGACGAUGAGGAGGAGCUUUCCCCCUUCAAUGCUGAGAGCUUCCUGCCUGGACCCAGAGAGCUAAUUCUGAAGGAUGAAGGAGAGAGCACCGAUGACCAGGCCAUGCCCGAACACCAGCGGGGGAGUCUGAAGUACAGCCAGCUGUCAGACAGUCCAGAGCGCAGCUGGAUGGAGCGGACCAGAUCUCAGCUGCCCAGGAAGGCUGACAUGGGCAGCUGUGAGAUCUCGUCUAGUUCCGACACCUUCAGCAGCCCCGUCCAUUCUGUCUCAGCUGCAGGGGUGCUGGGUGGCCAGAUGGACCAUAAGGACGACCACCAGUCAUCCAGUGGGAACUGGAGCGGCAGCAGCUCCACCUGCCCAUCCCAAACAUCGGAAACAAUCCCCCCUGCAGCAUCUCCGCCACUCACCGGCUCCUCGCACUGUGACUCUGAGCUCUCCCUCAACGCUGCCACUCACACUAAUGAUGACCAGACCAGCUUCAUGCUGGACCCUUAUCAGGGCCUGAGGACCCAGCGGGCCGGCUCCUUCUCCUCCACAGCUAUGGACAUAUUAGAGGAAGUAGAGGUCAGCACUCCCAUUGAGGGGGAGUGGGGUUACUCCCACUCGGAGCCUCCUUGUCCUCAGGACUUCAGCCCUGAGCCAAGCAGGGAGGCCGAGAGCAGCCUGGGCUGUCCCAGCUUCACCAGCAUGGCGACCUGCGAGAGCAGCUACUCUGACAAACCUCCAUCAGAGAAAGCAGACACCGUCUCACACUACUCUGUAGACACUGAAGGUUACUACACUUCCAUGCACUUUGACUGCGGUCUGAAAGGUAGCAAAAGCUUCACUUAUAACUAUGCACCCUCUGGCUCUGACUGUGGCCUGUUUGACUUAAGUGGUCACAUGACUCUGGGGAGACGCUGCCUCUCUUUAAAGAAACCAAAGGUGAAGCCGUCUCCGCCUAAAAGGAGUUCUUCCUUAAGAAAAAUAUGCAGUGAGGGAAACAUCCCUGACAAGAAAGAACCAAAGAUUACAUGCGGGCAGCAGCUUCCUCUGAUUUCCAAAGAGAGGAAGAUGCAGCUGGUUUUGUCCGGCUCUCCAGGUCACAUGGAAAACUCUUCACUGGUCAGAGAGCCUCUUGUGAUUUGGGGGGUUGAAGGCUCAGCUGAUCUCCCUGAUUUAGGCAUUUUAAGCUCCACAGAUGCACAUUCAUUUAAGGAUGAGGGUAUUGUACAGUCAGACUACGCAGACCUCUGGCUCCUGAAUGAUUUAAAAUCCAGUGAUCCCUAUCGAUCCUUGUCCAACUCGAGCACAGCAACAGGUACGACUGUUAUUGAAUGCAUCAAGUCACAGGAAAGCUCGGAGUCCCAGACGUCCCAGUCGGGCUCCAGAGCCACCACCCCAUCACUCCCAUCAGUGGAGGGAGACUUCAAGCUGACAUCCCCGGAGAAACUGGCAGGCCUGGCCAGCCCGUCCAGCGGCUACUCCAGUCAGUCAGAAACACCCACCUCCUCAUUUCCCUCCACCUUCUUUCCUGGCCCGAUGUCGCCAUCAAGCGGCAAAAGGAAGCCCAAAGUCCCAGAGAGGAAGUCCUCUCUUUCAUCACUGUCACUGCAGUCGCCGUCUUGCAGGGAGGGAGCAACCUCGAAGAGAGAUCUAGAGCUGCCGGUCAUCCCUCCCUCCCACCUCGACUUAAGUGCCCUUCAGAGCGUCAGCAACAAGGCCUCAGCUUACAGGACCCAGAUACAAAUCCUUCAGCAAAACAAACAAAGAGCUGCAGCGUCAACCAAACCUGUAGCAGCUCCAAGCUCAGAUGUAUUCAGCACCCACCCCCUGGCCAUUACACCGACAGUACUACACUCAGUACAGCUCCGACCCAUUAGCAAGGAACUGGCAGGAAAUCAUGAUGACAAAGCAGUUUCCAGACUCCAGUACCCCUCUGUGAACUUACAGAGCACACUUUCAAGUGGUAAAUCUUUAGAGCUCAAGAGUCCCUUAAUGUACAACUCACAUCAUAAUCAUCUCACAUCCUCAAAAAAUUCGUGUGAAUCGUUGUUUAUCUCAAACGAAGAGCUUGUAAGUGGAGAAGCAGCAUGUCAGAGUGAAAUGAGGAGCAAGCAGGACAAAAAGGCUUCUUUCGAAAGACUGCAGUCAAACCCAAGUUUAGAGCAGAAGGGUGAGGAUGUCCUUGAAGAAGGAGAAACAUUUAGAGAGGCAGUAGAAACAUCCGUCUGCUCUGGAGACUUCGGCUCACUAUCAGAGCUUUUACAACAGAACGAACUGUGUGAACAAGAAACAUGUCCUCCUGCCUCUGUUCUGCACAGUUCACCCAGCAGUUCCAACAGUCUUGAUAAAGUGCCUGCUACUGACAGCCAGUUGGAAACUUUGCUAGUAGGUCCAGUCAGUGAUGAAGACAGCAGAGAAGCGGAGAAUGAUUCAUCAGGUGUUUCAGCCGAAAGUGCCUCGCAGGACGGCAAGGAGGAUUCCACACCAGAGACGGAGGAUUAUUUCAGUAAAGACUCCACACCCAGUGACAGUGCAGUGUCUCCGCUGAAUGAUGAGUCGAGGUCAGAGGAUGACGGCGUGUUUCUGUCACCCACCAAAGCUCGCACCACUGAGGAUCUGUUCGCUAUGAUACACAGAUCCAAAAGGAAAGUGUUGGGGAGGAAGGACUCCGCUGAGGUGGUUGUGAGGAACCGACUCGGUGCUGCGUCAGGAAACACACCACCCAGCAGCACUGUGAGCUCCCCGGUGUCGCUGUCAUCACCCUCCACUGCCACCGUCACCCCACCAGGCCUGCAGAGAGUCUCCGGCCCCAUCUACAGGAACGCAAAGAAGUCCAGCACCUCCAACGAGGAGUUCAAGCUGCUGCUUCUUAAAAAGGGAAGCCGCUCGGACUCCAGCUACCGCAUGUCGGCUACAGAGAUCCUCAAGAGCCCCGUCACUCCUAAAACACCCGGAGAGUCUCUGACGGAGUCGCCCAGACAUCCUGAAGAGUCUGCCUCCCCCCAGCAGCAGCAGCAGCAGCAGUCAGGAUCAGAGCAGCUGUCCAGCCCUUACCCCAAAGCCAACUCUGAGAGUUUCUCCCCGAAAUCCUUCCUCACAUCUUCUUCCUCCAGGCAGGGACGCUCCAGAAUCCCCCCACCAGCCAACAGCAGCCGCUACGGCAUGCGCAGCCGGUUGUACUCGGCGCCCAUGCAGGCCAUCUCCGAGGGUGAGACGGAGAACUCAGAUGGAAGCCCUCAUGACGACCGCUCGUCGCAGGGCUCCACGUAGAACAGAGCAGAACUGAAAUAAGCUUAUUAGUUUACAGUAAAAACAAAUGGACCAGAAUGAAAUAUAAUAUAUAUGAUGAGGUGAAGGCAGGAGAACUGAUGAGGUGAAUUUAGAUAAAACAUUUUGGUAAACGUUAAGUCAUAAAUUCAGUGAUUGUGGAUGAAUUUUAAAACUGUUUUCUUUCUGAUUACUCUGUGGCAGCAGUUUUACCUGUUUUAUAUGACAUGUAUUUCUAAAAAAUAUAUAUCUUUAUGAAAUUAACAGUUGGAAUUAGAAACAAGAUUAUUUAUCAUCUGCACACUGUAGUAAAGGGGCUGCACAGUGACGUAGUGGUUAGCACUUUCACCUUGCAGCAAGAAGAUCCCUGGUUUGAAUCCCGGGGUGGGCCUGGAAUCUUUCUGCAUGGAGUUUGCAUGUUCUCCCUGUGCAUGCGUGGGUUUUCUCCGGGCACUCCGGCUUCCUCCCACAGUCAAAAAAUAUGCUGAGGUUAAUUGACUACUCUAAAUUGUCCUUAAGUGUGAAUGUGAGUGUGAUUGUUUGUCUGUAUAUGUAGCCCUGUGACAGACUGGCGACCUGUCCAGGGUGUCCCCUGCCUUCUCCCGAGUCAGCUGGAAUAGGCUCCAGCACCCCCGUGACCCUAGUGAGGAUAAAGUAGUGUUUAGAGGAUGGAUGGAAACAAAUCCAGUUUAUUUCCACAACGGAAGCGCAUUAGUUAAGAAAACAUUUUUUAAAUGUUAGUUUAAGGCACAUUUUCCCAAAACCAUGUAACCCAGCUGGUUGCCUUCCUUCAGCCCUACAUACUCAUGUUUGAUUCUCUCUGUUCUGCUGUCAGAUUUUACUCCAGAAUUUAAAAAAAAAAACUUGUACAAGAUUUUUAGUAUCUUAUGAAAAAGAACUGUAUGUAUUCUGUGAAUACCUAUGCAAUUAGACACACAUGUUGUACAUUUCUUCAAGCCAGUUAUACUGAAUUAUUUUUGAUUCCCCUCCCCAACUAGACAUCAGGACUAACUAUAAAAUGUGAACCUUUGGUCCUUCUAUUCAUAUGACUUGUAAACAGCAUUUGAUAUGAUGUGUUUGUAUCUUUUAAUCUCUCCUUUUUGAAGCAUAUAGUAAAUAAUAUCAAAGAAAGCUUACUACAACAUUUUAAAACUGUCAUGCAAUAAAUAAGACAAGUAAUUUAGAGGCAGGAAAUGUCAAAGCCAAGAACUAACUUCGACAAUCUCUGGAGAUGAGAAGGGAGCAGGUGUUAACAGGGGAGAUGAAAAAGUGAUCAAAAAAGUUGGAGGCAGUGAAAUCUGAGAGCGAAUAAGGAGGUUUAAAGAGAAAUUAAACAAGGUUCAUUUCUGGUUUGCUGACUUGGUGUGUUUAUGAAUUGUUGAAAGAGGCAAGUGGAAAGUGCUCAGGAGGAUCAAAUAUGCCUUAUUUUACUCAACGGGAGACAAUAAGCGACGAAGCAGCUCGGGCCUCAGCAAGUUGAGCGUUUUCUUUGUGAGAUUUUUCCAGUUUUGAUGGCGGAUGUUCUUUUAAAUAUGGAGUCAGGUUUGAUGAAAAGAGGAAGCUCUGGAUUUUGGCAUUUGCUGCUAUUUUGUACCAAACGCUCCUCAGUCUUUAUUCCCCCCCCAUCAAAAAUACGACUUUCAUAUUUUCUGUCGCAAAGCAAUCUAAAUGUAUUUAUUUUUAUAACCGACACAGAAAAAUCCCCCACCUGAUCUGGAUACACCUUUAUAAUAAUGAAAACCUCAACAUGAAGGUUUGCAAUGAAUUGCUGAUAUUUUUAAUAACAUAGUUUAUUCAGAUGCUUAUUUUGUUUAUAAGAGGCAAAUUUUAGAUCGUAUUCGAGACACUGAGACAAAUAGGAAAGCAAAUCAUAAAUGGCUUGAAACAGUGGCAUGGACAGACAUAAGCUACACACGAGGUUUUAGCUGUAACUCUUAGGCACUCUGAGACAGAUUUUCUUGUCCCACAUAUUUACAAUAAUUUUAUAUAUACAUGGUUUUUAUUGGAGUGAUGGUACUCAACCAUUAUGCAAAGUUGACACAAUCUAUGUAACCAUAUUGCUUUGUGGAAGAGUCUUCUUCCCUGUAGGUACUCUGUCAACACCAACGUAAUUUUGGCCUUAAUGACACUCCGUACAAAUGCAAUGACAUCCAGUAAAACAGGGUACACAUUGAGUUAAGUCUGUGAACCUUCAUUCCAACUUUUUUGUUUGUUUUUUUGCACUGAUACAGUGAUGUUUGUGAAGUUUCAUUUGUCUCUUGCUGUACCUGGAGAUAUUUAUAGAUCCUUACGUGGAGCUGUUCAGCUUUUCCUUGAGUAAUAUUCUCACACUCGCUUUAGAAGGAAACUACAUACGGUAGAUGCUUCUGCCCAAGGCUAGAACAUGUACGUCUUAGUGGCAUUGAAUUGUUUUUCUCCUCUCGUUCGUUUACUUAACUGAAACAUUCUUGAAAACACGAACCAACACUCGAGAAGACUCGUGGUACUAGAUGCAUUUCAUUCAGUCUUCAGAUCAACCUCUACAUACUGUACUGUAGCUAUCAGAUUUUCUUUUUGUACACAUUUGUAAAUACAAAAACUUUUUUGGAAUUGUCCCAAAUGUUAAAUUGUUUCUUAUGUAAAAAAAAAAAAAUAAUACAUGUUUUCAAAGUUUACAUUAAUUUCCAACCUUUGUAUAUUUUUGAGCUGUGGAACACUUUGUCUUGUAUUUAUUUUUUAGUAAGCGUUGUGGAAAUCCCAUAGUAAAUCCUAUCGAAGCCAACUGCUAGCACAACAGGCUGCUUAGCACAUGUGUAUAAAAAAGACAAAUAAAUGUGACUGCUUUGAAAAUCA
Acanthochromis polyacanthus (spiny chromis) is the source of this 7586-nucleotide messenger RNA. RefSeq names its product Nance-Horan syndrome a (congenital cataracts and dental anomalies) (gene nhsa). Bases 222 to 4757 code for a protein of 1511 amino acids. Lineage: Eukaryota; Metazoa; Chordata; Actinopteri; Pomacentridae. The transcript has 9 exons. The record is from RefSeq and is a predicted model, not a curated record. Gene Ontology annotation, biological process: lens development in camera-type eye; cell differentiation.